ACAAAUGUUUCACUGCAAAGGAUUCAACACUUCUUGUCACAUGAUGAGCUUGAUCCAAACUGUGUGGAAACCAAGUCAAUUACUCCAGGAUAUGCAGUUACCAUAAGGCAUGGAACAUUCAGCUGGGCAAAGGAUCUUGACCCAGCUCUGAAAGAUAUAAAUUGGCUAGUCCCCACUGGUUCUUUGGUGGCCGUAGUGGGCCAGGUUGGCUGCGGGAAGUCUUCCUUGGUGUCAGCUCUUCUUGGUGAAAUGGAGAAACUCAGUGGAGAUGUGGCAGUGAAGGGUUCGGUUGCUUAUGUACCCCAGCUACCUUGGAUCCAGAAUGCUACUUUGAAAGAUAAUAUUUUGUUUGGCCACCCUCUUAACGAGCUGAAAUAUCAGACUGUGUUAGAGGGAUGUGCCUUGAAACAAGAUCUUGAGAUGCUUCCUGGAGGAGAUCAAACAGAAAUAGGUGAGAAGGGCAUCAAUCUUUCAGGUGGCCAGCGGCAGCGAGUAAGCCUUGCCCGUGCUGUGUUCAGCAACACUGAUGUUUAUUUGUUAGAUGAUCCUCUUUCAGCAGUAGAUUCUCAUGUGGCAAAACACAUCUUUGACAAUGUUGUUGGACCAGAAGGAAUACUUAAAGGAAAGACUCGAAUUUUGGUGACCCAUGGCGUUCAUUUUUUACCUCAGGUGGACUACAUUGUAGUUGUUGUGGAUGGUAGAAUCUCUGAAAUGGGAUCCUAUCAAGAGCUUUUGCAACAAAACGGGGCUUUUGCAGAAUUCCUCCGCAAUUAUGCACCUGAUGAAGAUAUAGAAGAAGAUGAGCCAACAAUAAUGGAGGAUGAAGAGGUUCUGCUUGCUGAAGACACUCUCAGCAACCACACAGAUCUGGCAGAUAAUGAACCAGUCACAAAUGAAGUCCGCAAACAGUUCCUCAGGCAACUCAGUGUAAUAUCUUCAGAUGGUGAAUUAUCUAGCAAAAAGUCUACCAAACGAAAGGUGUGUGACAAAAAGUCCAUGGAGCCUCCUGUAAAAGGCACUUCUGAGAAACUCAUCCAGGCAGAAACUGCUGAAACUGGCACAGUCAAAUUUACUGUUUUCUGGCAAUACAUGAAGUCUGUUGGUCCUCUUAUUUCUUUGUUGAUAUGCUUCCUGUAUUCCUGCCAAAAUGGUGCUGCAGUUGGGGCCAAUGUAUGGCUCAGUGCGUGGACCAACGAUAAAGUGAUAAAUGGGACUCAAGAGAAUGUGAAAAUGCGAAUUGGAGUCUAUGCUGCCCUGGGUAUCUUGCAAGGGCUGUUUGUUCUGAUCUCUUCCUUUUCCCUAGCCAUGGGUGGCAUCAAGGCAGCCCGUAUUCUGCAUGCAGCACUGCUAGAAAAUAAGCUCCACACUCCACAGUCUUUCUACGAUACAACUCCAACAGGCCGAAUCAUUAACCGCUUUUCUAAGGACAUCUAUGUGAUUGAUGAAGUGAUACCGCCAACCAUACUGAUGUUUCUUGGAACCUUCUUUAAUUCUGUAUCCACAAUGAUUGUGAUCAUAGCAAGCACUCCGAUAUUUGCUGUGGUUAUAAUACCUUUAGCAGUUGUGUAUUAUUUUGCGCAGCGGUUCUAUGUAGCUACCUCUCGUCAAUUAAAGCGACUGGAAUCCGUUAGCAGAUCCCCCAUAUAUUCGAAUUUUUCGGAAACAGUCACAGGAGCCAGCAUCAUCCGAGCCUACAAAAGAGAGACGUCUUUUAUUUACACCAAUGACACAAAGGUGAAUGACAAUCAGAAAAGUUACUAUCCUGGAAUUGUAGCCAACAGGUGGCUGGGAGUUAGAGUUGAAUUUGUGGGAAACUGCGUAGUAUUCUUUGCAGCCCUUUUUGCCGUACUAAGUAAAAACAGUUUGAGUGCUGGCCUCGUUGGACUUUCUGUAUCUUACGCACUUCAGGUGACAAUGUCUCUGAACUGGAUGGUACGAAUGACAUCUGAUCUGGAAAGCAAUAUUGUGGCUGUAGAAAGAGUGAAAGAAUACUCUGAAAAUGAAACUGAGGCACCCUGGAUCAUAGAGGAUAAAAGACCUCCAGAGGAAUGGCCCACCCAGGGAGAAGUGGUCUUUACAAAGUAUUCUGUCAGGUAUAGGAAAGGACUCGAUUUGGUGCUGAAAGACCUCAGUUUGAGUGUAAAAGGUGGAGAAAAGGUUGGGAUUGUUGGACGAACUGGAGCUGGCAAAUCCUCAAUGACCCUCUGCCUCUUCAGGAUACUAGAAGCCACAAAGGGGGAGAUUACCAUUGAUGGGGUGAAAAUUGCAGAUAUUGGCCUUCAUGACUUGCGAUCCAAGCUGACUAUAAUUCCCCAAGACCCUGUUCUUUUUUCUGGAACACUGCGAAUGAAUUUGGAUCCCUUUAAUAAAUAUUCUGAGGAAGAAAUAUGGAAAGCUCUUGAACUGUCCCAUCUGAAGAGGUUUGUCAGCAGUCAGCCUGCUAUGCUCGAAUUUGAAUGUUCAGAAGGAGGAGAAAAUCUGAGCGUUGGCCAAAGGCAGCUUGUUUGCUUGGCAAGAGCUCUCCUUCGCAAAACAAGGAUACUUAUUUUGGAUGAAGCCACGGCAGCAAUUGACCUUGAGACAGAUGAUCUCAUUCAGAUGACAAUAAGAACACAGUUUGAAGACUGUACUGUACUAACAAUUGCUCAUAGACUGAAUACAAUUAUGGAUUACACCAGAGUCCUAGUUCUGGACAGAGGAAGAAUUGCAGAAUUUGACUCUCCUUCAAGUCUUAUUGCAUCCAGAGGGAUUUUUUAUGGUAUGGCUAAAGAUGCCGGAUUGGCAUAACAGCAAGCUACUCUGCUCCAUUGAAGGAGUGAUUAUUGGGCUGUGAUAUUUUUCACUCCAAAAUAGCAUCCUGAAUGAACUGUGUUUUUCUCUAUCAGAUUUAGCGAUAGAGAAGCAAAACUUCAUAGGACUGAGAAACAGAAAAUGUCAUUUUCUAUUUUAAAAUAUAUUUUCUACGUACUGAACUAUUUUUAAUUGAGAAACAUCUUAAGUAAUUGGAUACAAGUACAUAUGCAUACCUGUACUCUAUUUCAUUUCUAAUAAAUUACAUUUGAUGAUAUAAAAAUA
Molecule: messenger RNA, 3075 nt
Organism: Thamnophis sirtalis
Lineage: Eukaryota; Metazoa; Chordata; Lepidosauria; Squamata; Natricidae
Source: RefSeq, a predicted model, not a curated record